Molecule: messenger RNA, 1842 nt
Organism: Poecilia latipinna (sailfin molly)
Lineage: Eukaryota; Metazoa; Chordata; Actinopteri; Cyprinodontiformes; Poeciliidae
Product: RNA binding protein, mRNA processing factor 2
Exons: 8
Coding region: 350-1027 (225 amino acids)
Molecular function (GO): RNA binding; protein homodimerization activity
Source: RefSeq, a predicted model, not a curated record
UUUUUUACGCGCACUUCUUUCCCCCCUCAUCUCUCACCCUCACACACGGAGCACCUAAUCCACCUUCGCACCUUUAGUUUUUUUUUUUUUUUAAGAGCGCGGUUUGUGUUUUCUUUUUCUUUUCUCCAGCAAAUAAAAAAAAAAACCUUCUCUUUAAUGAAUGACUGUGUGUACUCCCGAACCGAACUCUGAUAGCUCGUCCGCGCGACCUCACCUCGGCACAUCAUCUCCGCUGAAGUUCAGACGCCACCGGGACUUUUCACCGCAGCUUCAGACGCACUUCUUACAGGGGGGGAAAUAUCACUCGACCUGAUUUUUCUGCCUCGCCACAGCCGAAGCGACCUUCAACAUGAGUCUGAAAGCUGACUCUGAGCCUAAUAACAACGUUUCCAUCGAGGAGGAGGUACGAACUCUGUUUGUCAGCGGCCUACCGGUUGACAUCAAACCACGGGAACUUUACCUCCUUUUCAGACCUUUUAAGGGUUAUGAAGGGUCACUGAUUAAGUUAACAUCAAAACAGCCUGUCGGGUUUGUAACUUUUGACAGUCGCUCUGGAGCCGAAGCUGCAAAAAACGCUCUGAAUGGUAUCCGUUUUGAUCCCGAAAGUCCCCAGACCCUGCGCUUAGAGUUUGCUAAAGCCAACACGAAGAUGGCAAAGAGUAAGCUGAUGGCCACACCGAACCCCACAAAUAUCCACCCUGCUCUAGGAGCACACUUCAUUGCACGGGACCCAUAUGAUCUGACAGGGGCAGCACUGAUCCCAGCAUCACCAGAUGCCUGGACUCCAUACCCGCUCUACACCACAGAGCUGACUCCAGGCCUCCCACACGCAGCCUUCACCUACCCGGCAGCUGCUGCCGCUGCCGCAGCGCUCCACGCCCAGGUGAGGGAGCAACCGGCCUCUGGGAACUAUACCUUCCUCCACCUGAAUUGUCUCUGGGGGGAGUUGGAGUUAAAACAAUCUUGCUGUCGACAAUCUGAACUUAUCCUUGGCAACUACUUCGGUACCGUUAGCACUUCAGAAUAACGUAGAACUCAUGCAAAACCCAGUCAGACUCCAUGGAUCCUACCUGCUGAGGAAAACUGAAGUUACUGUUAAGCUCAUCCUUCCAUGGGUUGCCACUGCUCCUGGGAGGUUUAGAGGUGUUAAAUCAUUGCAUGUUAGUCUUUUUGGCAUGAACUUAGAGCGCAGAUUCCUGUGUAUCCUAAUUUUCUUAGUGUUUGUGUUGCCAUUUGGCCUAGACAGCAAAACGUUUUGUUUUUCUUCCUGUAGAUCCUUGGUCUCUUACCUCUGUGUAAGCUAGGCUGUUGUGUAAAUGGCUUAUCUCGCAUGGACCCUGUGAAUGCAUCCCUUCGUUUGAACAAUCCUUGGCCUCUUUAUCAGUGUGUGUCAUUAUUUGAGCAAAGGAAAGUGCAAAAUUUUUUUUGUACUUUUUUGCGUAAUGUAUAUUUAUGCAUUUUUGUGCAACUAAAUAAUGAACUAUAUAAGUUGGAUGUUUAGUCGUCUCUUGUGUUUUUCGAUCCUACAUCCUGUUGAAGUAGUUAAAGUGCAAUUUGUUUAAAGGGGACGUUGGAAUUGGCUUGUGCCAUUCUGCUAAAAUGCGAUUGUUUUACGGCAAUCUUUCAGAAUGUGAAACUGGACUAAAAAUGUAAAUGGUUGCUUUUUUUGGAAGGGGAGGGUUUGAGGGGGGUGGGGGGAUGUUGAAAUGUUUAGCAGGAUUAGAGUGAAGGAAUUUAGUUUGUGGUUUAGAUAAUGUUUGUCCUUGUAUCUGCUGUGCAUAAGAUGUAAAAAAAAAAAAAAAAAAAAAAUCCCAUCUUAUGAAUAAAAAGUGAAUGCAUUCU